AUGUUAGGCUCAAGAUUUACAGUAUCUAGGGGAUUAGAGAAGCCAAGAACGGCGGUGGUGAUAGAUGACGAUGACGACUUGUACGGGGGCUUCAAUGAUGUACCACCAGCUCUUGAUACAAGGAGUAUUCGUGAGGAUACAGCUCUACAGCAAACGUUGAGAACGGCUGGUAUUGGAAGACAAGCUCCCAGCAGGAUGGGAACUGGGAUGUUUCGUAUUGGUACCACGAGCCUCCGUGGUGGGUCCAGAGCAGGCACAGCUAGUACGAGGCCAGUUACCGCACACAGGGCCGCCGGCUACACUUCAACACUACGUGAUACGAGUGCCAAGGAAGAGAAAAAGGAAGAUACGAUAGAAGACAAAAUAAAACAGAUGGAGGCAAAAAUAAUGGUGCUCGUAGAAGAGUCGUGUAUGCUCAGUGCUCGGACGGUAACAGAAGAUGAAAGCAACAAGAGGGAACAAGAACUUACACAGGCCUUAGCAAAAGCUCAAGAGGCUUCCGCGCUUGAAAGACAACUGAUAAAAACUCAGGAGCAGGCCAAUUUAGGAGAUUCACAUAAUUUAGACCUCACUUUUUGUGUGCUGUGCAACUUAGCCGACCAAUAUGCGCUCAACGAAAUGUAUACAGAGGCAUUGAAUACAUAUCAAUUGUUGACACGGAAUAAGUUGUUCCCACAUGCGAAUAGGUUAAAGGUAAAUAUGGGAAACAUUUACUUCAAGAUGGGCGAACACCCAAAAGCGUUAAAAUUGUACAGGAUGGCAUUGGAUCAAACACCGACUGCUGAAAAAGAUUUGAGAAUGAAAGUGAUGCAUAAUAUUGGAUUGUUGUUAGUGCGCAUGGGCAAGUUUCGUGAUGCUGUCACGAAUUUCCAACAUAUUAUGCAGGAACAGGGCGAUUUUCAGACAGGUUUACACUUAGUAUUGUGUUCCGUGGCUUUGGAAGACGCGGAAGCCGGUAAAGCGGCCUUCCACUCGAUGUUGGACGUGGAGUUACCCAAUUAUCACCAUGACAUACCUAUUGAUGAUGAAAACGACGCCUACGAAUGCGUAGUACGAGACGUGGUGCGUGGAGAUCGUCUGUCCCGAUGGUCGCGAUCUGCCGCCUCUCACGCCGAUAGAUGUCUUGCGCUUGCCGCCGCUGCUCUGGCGCGGCCUGCUGGUAGGAGUUUGAGGGAUGAAGAUCUAGGUGGUUCGUCUUGGUGUGUCGAAGCACUUCGUGGUUACUCAGGUGGGGGGGCGGGAGCGCGGCUCGAACUCGGCAGCGCGCUUGCAUCGCUUCGUGGCGCUGCAGCAUCUGGCGGUAGUGGGACGGCUGCUGGACUUAAAGCGCUGCAGCGGCUUAAAGCGGUGGCGCGGGCGCAUCCGAACGAUCGAGUGCUUCGAGCUGAGGCUAAUGCGGAUGCCGCUUUUGUCGCUUAUGCUCUUGGGAAAUGGUCUGAAGCCCAAUCUUUAAGCGAGGCGGCGUGCAAAGAUGACCCCUACUCGUGUCCAGGGCGAGUGACAGCCGCUCUGGCGGAGAUGUCCUCGGGCCAGGCCAACAGCACCGCCAACGUCUUGAACCAAUUGUCCACGGCCACACAUCUGGAUCCGGCUGAUCUUAUUGCUAUGCAUGAUCUGGCACUAAUAUUGGAAAUGUGCGGCGAGGACAAUAGCGCUGAAGCCCGUUGGCAGCGCAUGCGCAGUGGCUCGAGCGCAGGCGCCACUCUACGGGCGCUGGCUGCGGCUGGACUCGCGAGGCUCGCGCGUACUACUGACAUUAGCAAUGGCAGCGCAGACCAUUGGUACAGUAUGAUUGGUACCUGGGACGCGGGCGUAUCGUGUGCGCUUGCACAGUUGCACACGGAAAUGGGGGACGUACAGACAGCCAAGCAUCACUAUCAAGAUGUGGAAGCGGUGUGGCCAUGCGAACUAUCGGCCUUACAAUGGCUGGCCGGAGAGUCGUCAACUGAAGAAGCGUUGCAGUAUUAUAGACGUGCAGCGCGAUUGCAGCCCAACAACCCGCAAUGGGGUCUGCUUAUUGGUGGAUGUCUUCGGGCAAGUGGUCGUUACCAAGAAGCACUCUCUCUAUACAAAAAGCUCAACUCCCGAUUUCCAGAUAAUGUUCAAUGCUUAAAGCUGAUAGUAAAACUAUGUGGGGACCAAGGCUUGGCCGAGACAAACGCAUGGAGCCGGGAAUUGCAACGAGCGCAGGCGCGAGCCAAACAGCAGGAAAGAGCAUCGAUCACUUCGGCAAGCAGUAUAUCAUCUGGACUGAGCCAGUCUCCAAUAGAAAUUCGUGCGACAUCAAGAGCAGAUAGCGCCGCCACGGUGACCCGUCGAUCUAGUGAGACUCGCCUCAAUACGGCAGCUGGUAACAGCAGUGAUGCAAAUGAUUUCGCUGUACCUCGCGCUGUUAUUCAGCAGAAGAAGAGAGACAUGUUUGAUGACGACCUUCCUCUGCCCCCGGAAUAA
This is a messenger RNA of Pieris macdunnoughi, 2451 nucleotides long. The record is from the annotation of a GenBank genome assembly. Lineage: Eukaryota; Metazoa; Arthropoda; Insecta; Lepidoptera; Pieridae.